Molecule: messenger RNA, 750 nt
Organism: Drosophila mojavensis
Lineage: Eukaryota; Metazoa; Arthropoda; Insecta; Diptera; Drosophilidae
Gene: e(r)
Product: protein enhancer of rudimentary
Exons: 3
Coding region: 363-677 (104 amino acids)
Source: RefSeq, a predicted model, not a curated record
ACUGAUGCGCAUUGUUAGGCAACACUGGCUGCACAGAAGCAGCAGAUGCAACCACAAGCCACUAGAAAAAUGGAAAAAUUAUAACGUUUAAUAUAUACACUGCACACACAACCCACACAGUAACACAAAAUUUUACAUUAAUAAGCAGAAUUCAUGCGUUUGCUGUACUGAAUUCAACGAACUUCGCAACAGGAACAACAACAACUACAAUAACCCAACUACGACAGCAGCAGAGGCAAGAAGUACAGUAAGAGAACGGCGCUAAUAUUUUGGUUGAAAUUUUAGUUUUUAUUCCAUUUCUGUUUGUUCAUUUUCUAUUUCUCUUUAUAUUUGCUUUGUUUUACUGCAUAGAUAGCAUAGAUAUGUCACACACCAUUUUGCUGGUACAGCCGGGCGCGCGGCCCGAGACGCGAACCUAUUGCGAUUAUGAGAGCGUCAAUGAGUGCAUGGAAGGCGUUUGCAAGAUCUACGAGGAGCAUCUGAAGCGACGAAAUCCGAACACGCCCACCAUUACGUACGACAUCAGUCAGCUGUUCGAUUUUAUCGAUACGCUAAUCGACAUUAGCUGUCUGGUCUAUCAAAAGAGCACUAAUACCUACGCGCCCUACAACAAGGACUGGAUCAAGGAGAAGAUCUAUGUUCUGCUGCGGCAGGCGGCGUUCAGUCCAAAUGCCUGAGAUGGCCUCCACUGCUGACUAGCCAAACACAACCAAAAAAAAAACAAAAAAACCAUUAUAGCCUAAUAUCACA